AGAUUGACAGAACUGUGAGAGCGGUGCACCCAAGUUGGACGCGUUGGUGACAAAAUUCGGAGAAAGGUGGUCUACUAACACUGACAAGGAGUAAACUUGCAAAUUUACCUGUAUCCUCAUAAAUGGCGAGUAUAGGACUGGCUGUAAAUGCUCCAAACACAGAAGAAAGGGCCGUCUUUACACAACUGAAACCAGUACGGAUGUCCGGCAACGGGGAGGCAGCUGAGGAUUCGUCCGUGUUUGAGGAAGUCAAACCUGAGGUGAGAGUCCCUGAAAGCUCUGUAGAAAUUGCCCAGACUCGCAUUGAGAUGGACAAGUACCUCCCCCAGACCAGCGCCACACUGGCCCCCAGCGUCCUGCCCGACAAGAAGUACCGCCGUGAGAGUGCCUCUGUGGUGGACGAGUACUUCUCCGAGGACAAGCCAGCGCCCUACAGCCUCAACAUCAACUUCAUCCUGCCCAGUGCUCAGCUGCGCACAGGCCUUUACCGCCCACCGGGCAAGCCCGUCAUCCAGCAGCACAUCAAGGCCGAGCCGGGCACCGAGGUGCCCUGCUCCGUCCAGCCCCUGCCCGACUUCACCUCGGUGUUCAGCACGCCGCAGCACGCCGCCGUCAGCAACCUUUUCAUCAAGCCCAACAACAUGGCCGCUGUCACCACCGCGAGCACCACCGUCGUCACAUCGGUGACGGACGACUUGCCCAUCGGGCCGCAGCAGCCGCAGGUGUAUCAGAUGCCCAUCAGCGGGACCGACCUCACCAUGACGCUAUCGCACGGGCAGCCAGGAGCAGGAGGCAGCAGCAAUGGACGCACCAUGCUCAACCUCAACAGUGUGGCUCUGAUGGCCGGGCCGGGAGGAGGCGGUGGCAUUGGCGGGGAUUUCGUGAUGCCCGAGCAUUUCUACCUGGCGCACAGCCAGCAGCCACACAGCCUGCCACCUUCACCACCCAACUCACAGCCGGGCAGCCCAGAGAACCAGGCCGAGAUGAUCGGCCCCAUUCUGCCCCCACCCUACCAGCCCAGGGGCGGGCUAAAGACCCCCCACUCGGUGCUCAUGACUCACGGGCAAGGGGUGCUCACUGGACCCCGCUACAACCGACGGAACAAUCCGGAACUGGAGAAGAGGCGAAUCCACCACUGUGACUUCUCUGGAUGCACCAAAGUUUACACAAAGAGCUCACAUCUAAAAGCACAUCAAAGAACACACACAGGAGAGAAGCCAUAUCGGUGUGGCUGGGAGGGCUGUGAUUGGCGGUUUGCGCGUUCGGACGAGUUGACGAGGCACUACCGCAAGCAUACUGGAGCCAAGCCAUUCAAGUGCGUAGCGUGCAGUCGUUGCUUCUCACGGUCAGACCACCUGGCACUGCACAUGAAGCGCCACCAGAACUGAAUCAACUUCGAGAUGUUGUUUGUUUUUGUCCUUUACCCUUUUCAAAUUCACCUACCACUUACAUUUUUCUGAAAUAUUGCGUAAAAAAAAUUGACUGGCCCAAUAAAGAUCAAACAAAGUUCACACCUGCCCGUUCAUACCUGUAGGUAUAGAUCAACACAAAACAGUUGUUUGAAAAUGUUAUGCAUGUAUAGCAUUUGUGUGCAUCUAUAUUUUCUUGUAUAUAUGUUUGUAUAUAUGAUUUUUGUUUUAUUUGUUAUGCUUUCUGAAUUGGAAAUGAAUGUACUGAUACAUACUUGAGCUUAUUUUUCGGACAUACACGAUUAUCCACAGUAUGAUAAAAUUCCAUGCAGUUUAGGAUUGUUUUCUCAUAACUCCGAGACACUUCACUGGACAAAGGUAGUUCAAUACUAGUGAAGGCCUCAGCAUGAAAGAUACCCAUGGUUGGACAGGUUUGGAAGGCAAUGGUGGACCCUUCAUGAAUAGCAGCUAGAUUUUGAGUCAGUUAUGGCCCACGUGUGGCCCAGACCCUCCCCAGAGUCAGUCUGAAUGAACCUGUCCUGUGUCCCCCUGCUUCUCUCAUUUCCUGAGACGCUGAGGAGUUAAAGAGUUCUGUUUGUGUUAUGGACAUAUCAGUAACUAUGGAGACAAAGCUCUUUAUUGAGGGCAGUUUUGCAAGGCCUUUUUAUGAUGUGAGCAGAUGCCAGUCACUGAUAGAGGGCCAUUCAUAGACAUUUGGGUUAAAAUUCACCAAGACUCACACAUGAUUCAAUGUAACAUGAACAGUUUCAUGUAUACAUUUACAAUGAUGUAUGUACAAGCUUCAACAAUGAUUUCAGUGCCAAAUAAUUGGAAAAUGAAGAACCAGGCAUUUUAUUUUGAAGAUUUAUGUAUGCAUUGGUAAUCAGAAAUUGGCCUUGAAAAGAAGUAGAAAAUAAGCUUUCAAGUUAUACACAGAAACAAGAGAGUUAUUUAUUUAUAUUUUUUUCAAUUUUGAGAGCAAUGCUAUUUUCCCCUUCAUAAUUUAAGGAAUGAGUGGCAAAAAUGUAGUGAUUUGAGUGUUUAUUGAUGUAUUAGUGGUAUUUAUAUGUACUGUAAUGAACACACACAUAAUCUUUUCAAUAGACAACUUCAUCAGACAUCAAGCAUCAAUUAAUCCUACAUUAAUCAAGACUAUAGGUCUCUCAUACAGAAGGCAACAGAAGUCAGUUCUUCACUUUGGACUCACUGAAUCAACUACUGGGCUCUCAGUCCAAGAAGAUCCAAACACUUAGCACUUCCUUUUUUAAAAGGUUCAAGUUAUCUUGUGUGUGUGUGCAUGCAUGGAUGUGUGUUUGUGUGUGAAGAUUUCUUUCAAUUGCAGAUAUAUAUAUAU
Molecule: messenger RNA, 2763 nt
Organism: Alosa sapidissima (American shad)
Lineage: Eukaryota; Metazoa; Chordata; Actinopteri; Clupeiformes; Clupeidae
Gene: klf5l
Product: Kruppel-like factor 5 like
Exons: 4
Coding region: 123-1388 (421 amino acids)
Biological process (GO): regulation of transcription by RNA polymerase II
Molecular function (GO): DNA-binding transcription factor activity, RNA polymerase II-specific; RNA polymerase II cis-regulatory region sequence-specific DNA binding
Source: RefSeq, a predicted model, not a curated record